Messenger RNA from Closterium sp. Naga37s-1, 3363 nucleotides. The record is from the annotation of a GenBank genome assembly. Lineage: Eukaryota; Viridiplantae; Streptophyta; Zygnematophyceae; Desmidiales; Closteriaceae.
CAACAGCAGGAGCGAAUGGAGAAGGAGCAGCAUGAACAGGUGGUGGAGGAGGAGGAGGAGGAGGAGGAGGAGGAGGAGGAGGAGGAGGAGGAGGAGGAGGAGGAGGAGGAGGAGGAGGAGGAGAAGAAGGAGGAACAGGCACAUCAGCAACAAGAGAAGAAGCAGCGGCAGGGGCAGCAGCAGCAGCAUGAAAGGGAAUUGGGAAGCACAAAACAUUUCCAACAGGUGCGUGAGGGAGACAGAAAGCAACAGAACCAGCAGGAGAAACAGGGAAUGGAGCAGGAGCAGGAGCAAAAGGAGGAGGACAACGAGGAGCAGGAGCAGGAGGAGGAAGAGCAGGAGCUGGAGGAGCAGGCUCAGGAGAAGAAGCGGAAGCAGCAGAGAGACGCAGUGGCAGUGGGGAUAGUUGGCAUGAUCAAGCAUCUCGCAGUGGCUUCUGCCAGCCUGCUGCCUCCCCACCAGCAGCGCAGUGCACUCCUACCCUUGCUCCCCCUGUUGCCAAACCUGCAGGUUGCGUCAACUCUGCCGAGGCAGGCUUGGCCGAGCCAAGCUUUGCCAAGCCAGGGAGUGACGAAUGAAGGGAGUAAGGAAGGUUCGGAUCCGAUGGCUUGGGGACAGGAAGCAGGUAAGUAUGAGGAGCGGAUGAGUGAGGGAAAUGAGAGAGAUAGCCACAGCAUGGAUGAAGAGAAAGAAGAGGAAGAGGAGGGAGGUGCUGGGGGGGAUCAUGAUGAUGAUGAUGAUGAUGAUGAUGAUGAUGAUGAUGAUGAUGAUGAUGAUGAUGAUGAUGAUGAUGAUGAUGAUGAUGAUGAUGAUGAUGAUGAUGAUGAUGAUGAUGAUGAUGAUGAUGAUGAUGAUGAGGAUCAUGAUGAGGAGGAGGAUAUGGAGGAGAAAGAGGAAGAGGAAGAGGAAGAGGAGGAGGAAGACGAAGAGGAAGCGGAAGAGGAAGAAAACGAGGAGGACGAGGAGGAGCAGGAUAGGCUGCAGGAGAGGGAAGGACUGGAAGUGGGAGGAGGAGGGUGCAAGGAGGUGAAUCCAUGGUCCGAAGACCCAGAUACAGGCCAUUCAAGAGCCAAAGAACGACUAAAAACUCCCCAAACAAGGCCGGAGUGUGGCGAGUCUGCUGAUGUGGGUAGCUUGGCAAGGGAAACCGGGCAGAAGCGCAAGCAGCGUGAUGGGGAGCAGCGCGACGGGGAGCAGCACGAUGGGGAGCAGCAGGACGGGGAGGUGACCCCUCGCAAGCGCAAGAAGCCGAAGCAGCUGCUGCUGCAGCUACAGGCAGCUCUGCAAGAGAGCAUGGUGCAGGAAGGGGAAGAGUUUGUUGCUCUGCCUCUCCCUGCUCUGAAUCUCCCUGAUCUGCCUCUCCCUGCUCUGCCUCUCCCUGCUCUGCCUCUCGCUGCUCUGCCUCUCCUUGCUCUCCUCCUACCUGUGCCAGUCCCGACCAUCUCUGUAUUUCAGGGUGUCAAUUCUACUCCUGAUGUUGUUGUCGCUCUGCUCCUCCAUGCUCUGCUCAUCCCACCUGUGCGUUGCUCCUCCCCCACGACAUUCACGUGCCCUGACCCAGGCUGCCAGCACAACGAGCAGCACCCGCGCUUCCGUCCACUCAAGUCCCUAGCCUCGCUGCACACCCACCACCUCCGCGUGCAUGGUGACAAGCCUUUCACAUGCUCCCGCUGCCAGGUCAAGUCCUUCGGCAUCCAAUCCGACCUGCGAUCCCACGAGAAGCAGUGCGGUGUAAAGCGGUGGCACUGCUCCUGCGGGAACUCCUUCAGCAGAAAGGACAAACUAGCCAACCACCUCAACACAUUCACAGACCACUCGCCUCUCUUCAACCUCCAGCCAGUGGACGUCCCGAUUCAGCCCAAGCAGAAGCCGCAGUUAAAAAAACAGCCUCAGGUUCAGGCGAGGCAGCUAGAAACACAGACGAAGCAACUUCAGGCGCAGACAGAAGAGCUUGAGGCACACACGAAACAGAUGGAGGCGCAGACCAAGCAGCUAGAGGCCCCUCUGAACGCCAGCCACGUGAACGAGGCAGUCACGUACCAGUCCCCUGCUGGUUACUUGGGAAUUCUUGAGUCGACUCAAGGGCAGUCUCCUGUCAGUCACCUGGCGCACUCUGCUAGCCAUGCUUCUGAGGGUAAUCAUCCUUGGGGGCAAAACGCUGCGGAGAUAAAUGCAUCGGGGAGAAAUGCAAUGGAGGGAAAUGGCUCAGAAGGGAAGGAGGCCAGGAGUGGGUACGUGUCGCUGCUUCUGCAGGGGGGCGUUGGGUUGGUUCAAGAGAGCCGCUUGCAAGCAGAGAGUUCCGAAGCAGGCCAACAGUUUCAGCAGUUUCAGCAGCAUCAUCAGACCCAACUGUAUCAGCAGGCACAACUGGUCAACGAGACACACACUUCCCCUGCUCUCGCCACCCUGCCAAUAGACUCGCCUCUGCCACCCCUGCAAGCACCCACGCCUCUGCCACUCCUGGACGCACCCAUGCUCGUGGAACAAGGUGCUCUACCCUUGCAGCAGCAGCACCCUUCCCUAUCCUUGCAGCAGCAGCACCCCUACCUACCCUUGCAGCAGCAGCACCCCUCCCUGCCCUUGCAGCAGCAGCAACCCCCCCAAUCCUUGCAGCAGCAGCACCCCUCCCUGCCCUUGCAGCAGCAACAGCACCCCUCCCUACCCUUGCAGCAGCAGCAACACCCCUCCCUCCCCCCACAGCCAGCAAACGUGCCUUGGUCUCUGCCAGCCCAGUUCUCCACACAGCCUGUAAAGUCAACAGAGUCAACAGGGGCAGUGCGAGAGACAACAGCUUCAGAACAGCCUGCUCAACCGCCUCACCCCCAUCCACUCACCCAAUGCCCACCACUCAACCCACCGCUCGCCCCUCCAAUCGCCCCACCGCUCGCUCCUCCGCAUACCCUUCUACGUGCCUCACCAGUUGCCCCUCCAGUCCCUUCAGUGCUCCCUCCUAUUCUCCAUCCACUUGCCCCUUCGGUUUUUCCUCCUAUCAAGCCUUCCCAACCCCAGGCACAGGCUCGGCCCGGGGCUGAUCCACAGCAGUGGCAGCAGCAACCGCAGCAGCAGAAAGCACAACGGUACCACCAGCAACCUCCGCAGCAGCAGCAACAGCAGCAGCACCAGCAGCACCAGCAGCAGCAGCAGCAGCAACAGCAGCAGCAGCAGCAGCAGCAGCAGCAGCAGCAGCAGCAGCAGCAGCAGCAGCAGCAGCAGCAGGAGCCUGCCAACCCCCCACCACAGCCUCCCAACCCCCCAUCACAACCUCCCAAACCCCCACCACAACCUCCCAACCCCCCACCACAACCUGCUAACCCCCCAUCACAGCCUGCCAACCCCCCAUCACAACCUCCCAACCCCUCAUAA